AAAUGGCCAGGCGUGGAAUGGGAUAAAGGGCAAAAAGAUUAGCUAAUCGUAAAACAAAAAUGCUUCCACGUCAAGGAUCAGCCUUGGAGCAAAUUCGAGGUCCCGCCAUCCAUCAGACGUAAAUCGUACGACUCGCUACUCGGCCAGGUCAUGGGUCCAGAUUGAACCAAAGAAAUAGCGAAAUAUCCACCGUCGAUUUUCGCCUGAUCCAUAAAAAAUCAAAUAGUAAAUGGAAAUUCACAACUAACCGCCCAAUUGCCCAAAACCAAAAAUUAAAACAGCCGCCAGAAUUUCAAGCCCCGCUUUCACCUUCAGAUCCCUUUAUAUAAACAAACCCAGUCUACUCGCCCAAUUGCCACAAUCAACAGAAGUUGGGUAACUUCCAAGUCACACAAAUAUUUGUGGAGAAAAUGUCAGGCCGUGGAAAGGGAGGCAAGGGAUUGGGCAAGGGAGGAGCAAAGCGCCACCGUAAGGUGCUCCGAGAUAACAUUCAGGGCAUCACGAAGCCGGCAAUUCGGAGGCUGGCUAGAAGGGGUGGAGUGAAGAGAAUCAGUGGGCUGAUCUACGAGGAGACCAGAGGGGUUCUUAAGAUCUUCUUGGAGAAUGUGAUUCGCGACGCCGUCACUUACACAGAGCACGCUAGGAGGAAGACCGUCACCGCCAUGGAUGUAGUUUACGCUUUGAAGAGGCAGGGCAGGACUCUCUAUGGCUUCGGUGGUUGAAUUUUAGGUGGAUUGGCCCGCCCCUUUGUCUUUCCUUCUUUUUUCCUUUUUUUUUUUUUUUUUUUAGUUUUCAAUGGGUUUUUACUUUGAUCUGGUUGGGUUUGAUCAAUGUAAUUGAAUCAAGUUUCAAUUUUAUGAGAAAUUUAGUAAAAUUUCAGUUAGUAUUU
Coffea arabica (coffee) is the source of this 889-nucleotide messenger RNA. Its product is annotated as histone H4. Gene Ontology annotation, molecular function: protein heterodimerization activity; structural constituent of chromatin; DNA binding. Gene Ontology annotation, cellular component: nucleosome. The record is from RefSeq and is a predicted model, not a curated record. NCBI's taxonomy places the organism in Eukaryota, Viridiplantae, Streptophyta, Magnoliopsida, Gentianales, Rubiaceae.